Anolis sagrei ordinatus is the source of this 2337-nucleotide messenger RNA. Lineage: Eukaryota; Metazoa; Chordata; Lepidosauria; Squamata; Anolidae. The record is from RefSeq and is a predicted model, not a curated record.
UCGGGAGCGAUCGAAUCCGGCCAGGCAGCCAAUGAGAGCAGCCGGAGCGAAUUUUAAACUGGCGGUGAGAGCCAUCGGACACUCGUGCAUCAAACGGAGGCAGGAAGGCCGGCGGGCGGUUGUGAGAAGCUAGUGCUGCAGGAAGCGAAAGCCGGAGCCAUGGCGUUGCGGGUCACUCGGAACACAAAAGUCAACCUGGAGAACAAAACCAAGCCCGGAAUGGCAGCCACCAAGCAGGUGAUCGGGAUUGCCAAGCCCACCUUGAGGUCUAGGACUGCCUUGGGAGACAUUGGCAACAAGGCCUGCGAAGCAAAGCCCAGGGAUGCUGCCAAAAAGGAAACACUAAAUCCUGCAGUUGUGGAGAAAGUUACCAUUCGAAAAACCACAAGACCAGUUGAAAAGACAGUUCUGCCCGUAAAGGAAGAAAAGCCAGUCCCAGAACCUGUUCAGGUGAGGUCUCCCUCCCCUAGCCCAAUGGAGACUUCUGUUUCUGAACCAUCGGAGGAGAUCCUGUGCCAGGCUUUCUCCGAUGUUCUGCUGGAAGUGAACGAUGUCGACACGGAAGAUGCUUGCGACCCAAACCUCUGCAGUGAAUAUGUGAAGGAUAUCUACAUCUAUCUGAAAGACCUUGAGGGUUCGCAGGCAGUGAGACCAAACUACUUGGUAGGCCAGGAAGUCACCGGAAACAUGAGGGCAAUCCUAAUUGACUGGCUUGUGCAGGUCCAAAUGAAGUUCAAGCUCUUGCAAGAGACCUUGUACAUGACUGUUGCCAUCAUUGAUCGUUUUCUGCAGGACAACAAAGUAGCUAAGCGGAUGCUGCAGCUGGUUGGUGUAACAGCCAUGCUUGUUGCCAGCAAAUAUGAAGAAAUGUAUCCUCCAGAGAUUGGUGACUUUGCCUUUGUGACUGAUCAGACUUACACCAAACUCCAGAUCAGACAGAUGGAGAUGAAGAUCCUGAAAUCUCUUGAUUUCAACCUUGGCCGCCCUCUUCCCCUGCACUUUCUGCGGAGGAUCUCAAAAAUUGCAGAGGCAGAUGUACAACAACACGUACUGGCAAAAUACCUGAUGGAACUCUCACUGGUGGAUUAUGAAAUGGUACACUACCCUCCUUCUCAGAUUGCUGCUGCAGCCUUUUGCUUAUCCUCUAGAGUUCUUGAAGAAGGGGAGUGGACACCAACUCUGGAACACUACAUGUGUUAUGCCGAGCAUAAUCUUGUUCCUGUUAUGCAGCAUAUGGCCAGGAACAUAGUGUUGGUAAACAAAGGCCUUACAAAGCACAUGACUGUCAAGAACAAGUACGCCAGCAGCAAGCAUGCGAAGAUUAGCCUCCUUCCUGCCCUCAACUCUGAAGUCGUACAGAACCUGGCUAAACCACUACUGAAAUGAAUCUGAUUGAACUGUUGGGCAGAGUUGACACCAUGUGUCGCUAGUGUGUGUAUAUGUAAAUGCUUUCAUUUAAAGCUUUUAAUAAACUUUCCCUUUUACUUUUACAACUUUGUCAUGACUAAAUGGGAGGGUGGAACUUUCAAAUACUGUAUAAAUUAAUAGUUUGUGUAUUAGGUUGCUAUCUUAAUAAAUGAGUUAAAAUAAAUCCUUCGUGAGAGUGAAGAACUGCUUGCCCAAGAUACAAAAAUAUGCUGUGGGAUUGUGUUGCCUUAAAUGUUUACCAUGCCAGCUGGAUAGGUUUUAAGUUGUUUCUUUUACAACAAGGAAACUUUCAAGAACAGUCCUACUGCUUCCAAUAGAUCACUCCAGCUUUCCCUUUUUGCUUAAAAUUCAUUGCAUUGGUCACAUUGCAUACCAAUGUUGAAACCAAAUAAUCUAAGUAACAUGUAACAUCAGAUGAGAUGUACUUAAAUUUGCUUAUAUAGAUCUGUUGCUACUGCCCAGGACUUCAAACCACCGUUCCUUCUUUUUCAUUGUAAAGCACCAUCCUUGAGCUAAACAAAACAACUGAAAUGGACAGCUCUUGUGUCUAACUGGGCCUUUCCACUAUUGACUUUUGUUUAAUAAAUGUUCCUAAUAUUCUGCAAAUUGCCUUCUUUAUGGAAUGAUAGGGUCAUACAUAGAUAUCAAUGCUGCUUUUUGAACUGAAUACAGGAAUCUCCCCAAAAUGGCGGACUGUAUGUGAACAUGUAUAGCAGUAACAUAAUUUCAGAGCAAAGAUCAGUGGGUGCAAACUUCCCCUGAGUUGUUACUACAACCUGUUAAGGAAUAAUCUUCUGAGUUCAUAGUUUUAAAUGGUAAAAUAUAAAGUCAACAGUUUUAAUAUGGGUUGGUAAGCGAAGGCAUCUUUUGGCACCUUUGAGAAUAAAAGCAGAUGGUAUCUUUGUAAAA